Messenger RNA from Setaria italica (foxtail millet), 663 nucleotides. RefSeq lists its product as uncharacterized. The coding region runs from base 1 to 663 and encodes 220 amino acids. The record is from RefSeq and is a predicted model, not a curated record. The transcript is spliced from 2 exons. Lineage: Eukaryota; Viridiplantae; Streptophyta; Magnoliopsida; Poales; Poaceae.
AUGGCAACCGCCGCUGCGCUGCGCAUGAAGCUCCUCAUCGACAAGAAGGCGCAGCGGGUGCUGUUCGCGGAGGCGAGCAAGGACGUCGUCGACUUCCUCUUCUCCCUCCUCGCCAUGCCCAUCGCCACGGCCGUCAAGCUUCUUGGGAAGGAAUCCAUGGUCGGCUGCGUCGGCAACCUCUACGCCAGCGUCGACAAGCUCGAAUCAAUCUACGUCCAGAACGGCGCCUCCAAGGACGCGCUGCUCUGCCCCACCGUGCUCUCGUCCAGCAACUCGCUUCUCUGCCUGCCGGAGAAGUCCCUGUACACCAACACUGGCCACGCCAACUGCGGCUUGUACAUCACGGCACGGCGCGGCAGCGCGUGCCUGACCUGUUACUCCGGGAUGACGGCGGCGGCUCAGGUUCUCCCGGCGGCGGCGCAUGGGUUCGUGCUGGGCAUCGUGACGUUCAUGGUGAAGGACGACCUCUCCGUCACCUCCAUGUCCGCCGUCUCCACCCUGCUCAACACCUUCGCCGUGAGGGACGUCGGCGAUCUCCAGGAGAAGACGGUGCAGCUCGGCUACAACGAGGGUUUGGCGAUUCUGAAGGCCUCGCUGCAGUCCAAGACCGUCCUGACCGAUGUCUUCCUCGGCGACAAGAAGGCUCCCGUUCUUGCUGCUUGA